This is a messenger RNA of Macadamia integrifolia, 1689 nucleotides long. RefSeq names its product probable ADP-ribosylation factor GTPase-activating protein AGD11. The record is from RefSeq and is a predicted model, not a curated record. Gene Ontology annotation, molecular function: GTPase activator activity; phospholipid binding. NCBI's taxonomy places the organism in Eukaryota, Viridiplantae, Streptophyta, Magnoliopsida, Proteales, Proteaceae. The transcript has 10 exons. Bases 239 to 1531 code for a protein of 430 amino acids.
AAAUCCUUUAUGCUUUCUCUUUCCACAUUUUCGCUUGCGCUCUUGUGGAAUUCGAACAAAUUUAAAAAAAAAAAGAAAAGAAAAAUUACAGAUGAGAAAUGCUAAUGACAGAUCUUUCAGAACUUACAUCUGUUCUUCCCUUUCCUCUAUUUUCUCUUUUUCUUUCCCCACAUUUGAUACGUUUCUUUAAGAUAAGAUGCUUGUGAAAAUGCAUACUUUCACAUUCUAGGGGCAUUUGAUGAUUGGGCCCGAAGUUCUUGAGGUUGUAAUGACUCCUGUGCGAGAAAAUUCGGUUACCCACGCCCACAAUUCUUCAGGGUCAGGUUCUUCUCUAAGGGAUCUCCUGUACUCGGACCCUUUUACAAGUUGGACUUCUGAAGAUAGUGAAAAUUUUUAUUCAGGUCCACUAGAAAGACUGGAAUCUCUGAUGAAUCAAUCAGGGAAUAUGUUUUGUGCAGAUUGUGGCUCCCCAGAUCCCAAAUGGGUGUCAAUAAGCCUUGGAGUAUUCAUAUGUAUCAAAUGUUCUGGUGUUCAUAGAAGCCUUGGAGUGCACAUAUCAAAGGUGCUGUCUGUGAAGCUAGAUGAAUGGACAUAUGGAAAGGUUGACGCUUUGGCUGAAAUGGGCGGAAACACUGCAGCAAACAAGAAAUACGAAGCUAUGUUAUCAGAUAACUUCAAAAAGCCAACACUAGAUUCUACGAUAGAGGAACGUACUGAUUUCAUUAGGAGAAAAUAUGAGCUGCAACAAUUUUCCAGCUUCAAUGAACAUCUAGAUACUUAUUGUAGCAUACAAAAUAUGAGCUACAGAGAUUUUUGCCCCGAUCCAUCUAGUCUGAGUUGCCCUUUUCCGCCUGUUCCGAAUUUAUCAUCGUCUCAGAACAAUUCUUCAUGCAAUAACUUAAGUACAUCCAUAGACAAGAAAAUUGAUGAGAAACAUCCCACUGGACAUCGUAUUCAUCGACUUGGGCAUGCAUUCCGCAACAGUCGGAGAAGAAAGGAAACUGAGCUUAAAGCUGCAAAGAAAGUAAACUUAACAGCGGGUAUGGUUGAAUUCGUAGGGUUGAUAGAGGUCAACGUCAUCAGGGGCACCAACCUAGCCAUUCGAGACGUUAUGUCGAGUGAUCCUUAUGUCAUCCUCACACUGGGACAGCAAUCAAUGAAGACGCGUGUAAUAAAGAACAACCUGAACCCAGUCUGGAAUGAAAGGCUAAUGUUAUCAAUUCCUGAACCUGUCCCACCUCUAAAGUUGCUUGUUUACGACAAGGAUAGAUUCACAACAGAUGAUCACAUGGGAGAGGCUGAGAUUGACAUACAACCCUUGGUCACUGCUGCCAAAGAUUAUGAGAACACAAACAUCACUGAGUCCAUUGAGCUCGAGAAAUGGAUAGCUAACAAAUACAAUGGCUUUGUAAAGGACAGUAUUAUCAGCCUAGUAGACGGGAAGGUAAAGCAAGACAUCCAAAUCAGGCUGAAGAACGUUGAGCAUGGAGUGUUAGAGAUUGAGAUUGAAUGUGUUCUUCUUAGUCAAUGAUUCCAGGUUAUAUUGUAAAGGAAUUCAAAUACACAAACAGAUGUUCCUAUAAUGCCAACACACUAGAUUUUGCAUCAGUUGAUGCGUUCUUGGGAGAAUCAUUCAACUGUGUGCCAUUGAAUCAGAUACUUGUUUGUAUUAAAUCCGCAGUUAGCUAA